Cryptomeria japonica (Japanese cedar) is the source of this 1070-nucleotide messenger RNA. RefSeq names its product MADS-box transcription factor 23-like. The transcript is spliced from 8 exons. Gene Ontology annotation, biological process: positive regulation of transcription by RNA polymerase II. Bases 65 to 823 code for a protein of 252 amino acids. Lineage: Eukaryota; Viridiplantae; Streptophyta; Pinopsida; Cupressales; Cupressaceae. The record is from RefSeq and is a predicted model, not a curated record. Gene Ontology annotation, cellular component: nucleus. Gene Ontology annotation, molecular function: DNA-binding transcription factor activity, RNA polymerase II-specific; RNA polymerase II cis-regulatory region sequence-specific DNA binding; protein dimerization activity.
UAAUUUAACACCUACUCACUACACUGCCUUGCCGUCCUUCCUCGUGCAAAUACAGAAUAUUUCCAUGCUCGUGUUCAGUGUUUCUGGGCAGCCUUCUUUCUUUGGCAAACUAUCCCCUCCGCUGGAAAAGGAAAGAAUGGGGCGAGGAAGGAUCGAAGUGAAGAAAAUUGAGGACAAGAAGAGUAGAGUCGUGACUUUUUGUAAAAGGCGAGCUGGGCUGAUGAAGAAAGCGCAGGAACUGUCUGUGUUGUGUGACGCCCAAGUGGGUCUCGUUAUCUUUUCUCAAACCGGAAAGCUCUCUCGUUUCUCCAGCCCCAGGGACCUUGAUGAAAUUAUUCGAAUGUAUUAUGAAUCUAUUGAAGGUUGUAAUAAAUCACCACAUGAGUCACAACACAAAUCAGAAGAGGUCGUAGGAUUGAUGCAAAAAAUACAGUCCAAGGAGAAAAUAGUUAGGGCUUUAAUGGGGCAGGAACUGUCUUCUUUGUCUUUCACUGACUUGGAACAAUUGGAGUACCAGGUUCAACUAGGAGUGAAUAGAAUAAGAGUGAGAAAGAUGCUGUGGCAGAACCAACUUGUGGAGGAGCUCCAAAGGAAGGAGGAUGAGUUACAAAGAGAUAAUGAUGCACUGCACAAAAUGAUGCAGCUCUCUGAAGAAGGAAAAUAUGUAGAGAGAAUUGUCAACAAUAAUGGUGGGAUUCCAUCAACUGUAAUAGCUACCAGCCCUUGGCAGCAAAACUUUCUGCAACCAUGGCAGGGAAAUAAAUCACUGGCACGUCUACCUGAGCAGGAGCAUCGGCACUCCAUAAUAAAAGGGUGGCAGUGAUCAAAGUAUUUCUAUACCAUAACAAUCGAUGCCAAAUUGCAGUAGUUUUAGAUGGUUUUGAUGUUAUGGUGGGAGCCAAAAUGGUCAUGGAUACGUUGUUAAAUAAAUUCCAAAUAAUUUGAUGGGUAUGUAAGAACUGUUAGUGCCUGUCCUAUUAUUUGAACUAAAAUGUUUAAGACGUUUUUUUCAUUAAAUUAAAUUUUGUUUUUUAUUUUUUCAAAAUAAAUUAAAGAUAGAUUUUAAGAGA